AUGCGCCUCAAUAGCUCAGCGCCCCGCUCCCGGGGUGCCCACCCCUUCCCGCUGCCACCGUCGGGGCUGGAGGAGGCGCUGCUGGCCCCGAACUCAGACAACACCUCAGAGCCUGAGCGAGCCUGGCCCGGCAGCGACCUGGACGUGGACACGGACAUCUACUCCAAGGCUCUGGUGACUGCCGUGUACCUGGCACUCUUUGUGGUUGGCACAGUGGGCAACUCGGUGACGGCGUUCACGCUGGCGCGCAAGAAGUCACUGCAGAGCCUGCAGGGCACGGUGCACUACCACCUGGGCAGCCUGGCGCUGUCCGACCUGCUCAUCCUGCUGCUGGCCAUGCCGGUGGAGCUGUACAACUUCAUCUGGGUGCAUCACCCCUGGGCCUUCGGAGACGCUGUCUGCCGGGGCUACUACUUCCUCCGGGACGCCUGCACCUACGCCACGGCCCUCAACGUGGCGAGCCUGAGCGUGGAGCGCUACCUCGCCAUCUGCCACCCCUUCAAGGCCAAGACCCUCAUGUCUCGCAGCCGCACCAAGAAGUUCAUCAGCGCCAUCUGGAUCACGGCCGGCCUGCUGGCUGUGCCCAUGCUCUUCACCAUGGGCCAGCAGAACCGCGGGGCUGACGGGCAGCACCCCGGCAGCCUGGUGUGCACGCCUGUCGUAGGAAUGGCUGCCAUCAAGGUCAUCAUCCAGAUCAACACCUUCAUGUCUUUCGUGUUCCCCAUGGUGGUCAUCUCCAUCCUCAACACCGUCAUUGCCAACCAGCUGACGGUGAUGGUCCACCAGGCAGCUGAGCAGGGCCAGGCGCGCACGGCUGGGGACAAGCACAGCUCGUUCAGCAUGUCCAUCGAGCCGGGCCGGAUCCAGGCCCUGCGCCACGGAGUCCGGGUUUUACGCGCUGUGGUCAUCGCCUUCGUGGUCUGCUGGCUGCCCUACCAUGUGCGGCGCCUCAUGUUCUGCUACAUUUCAGAUGAGCAGUGGACCACGUUCCUCUACGAUUUCUAUCACUACUUCUACAUGCUGACCAACGCCCUCUUCUAUGUCAGCUCCACCGUCAACCCCAUUCUGUACAACCUCGUCUCUGCCAACUUCCGCCAGGCCUUUCUGGCCACCCUGGCCUGCCUCUGUCCCCUGUGGACACACAGAGGGAAGAGACCUGCCUUCCCCAGAAAGACCAACAGCGUGUCCAGCAACCAUACCUGCUCCAGCAACGGCACCAGGGAAACAGUGUACUAG
Miniopterus natalensis is the source of this 1236-nucleotide messenger RNA. RefSeq names its product neurotensin receptor 1 (gene NTSR1). Gene Ontology annotation, cellular component: plasma membrane. Gene Ontology annotation, molecular function: G protein-coupled neurotensin receptor activity. Gene Ontology annotation, biological process: neuropeptide signaling pathway. NCBI's taxonomy places the organism in Eukaryota, Metazoa, Chordata, Mammalia, Chiroptera, Miniopteridae. The record is from RefSeq and is a predicted model, not a curated record.